Messenger RNA from Lecanosticta acicola, 6785 nucleotides. Lineage: Eukaryota; Fungi; Ascomycota; Dothideomycetes; Mycosphaerellales; Mycosphaerellaceae. The record is from the annotation of a GenBank genome assembly.
AUGGCACUUCGCAAUUCCCCCAACACCGACGGCAGCGACCAACGACACGGCUCCACCGGCGCAGACUCCACCCGCAGCGAUCACACCAUCCGUGGCCCUUUCGCCAGCCUGACCGGCGUCAGAGGCUCGCCCUUGAAGCUGGCCACCAAGAGACAGCAGUACGUAUUCCCUUGGGAGAGAGACUUCCGUUUCCACACGCACGAACAGUGCUUCUAGGCCCAAGAGGAGGACCACCAGUGCGCGCGCAAUACAAGAUGGGCGGGGAGCGUCGAGACGCGGGAAGAGGCGGCGAUUGCAGAGAAAGCGGCAAGACAGGGCAUGGCCAUGGGGCGGGGGCGAGAACGCCACAUGUGGGAGAUGAAGAGCGAGACAUGCCUCACCUGCGACAUGCAUUGGGGUGAGCAGGAGGUGGCGUGCGCAUUGCUGUUGCCCGAUGACAUGAGGACGGGACAUGGUUACAACGUGAGCAGAGACAUGGGAGCUAACUACAGACCUCUUUCUUAGACUGGAGCGCAAAGACUCAGAAGUCUCACCUGCCACCAUAAUACCCAAACCCACGCCCUCGAAUGUCCGAGCGAACGUAGCACCAUGGGAGGAAUCCCCCUCCAACAACGACCAGAAUGUUCCCCGGAUAAAUCGCGAACCCCCCACCGCGCGCCCCAGCAUGUCUUCCUCCUACUUCAAGAGCAAUGACCCCCGCCCCACCCAGAUGCCCCAGUCCAUCUUCGGCGGCAGCUACUUCAACAAUGACUCCAGUGAGAAUCUGGGCCAGGUCUCGCCGGGAUACGCUCCUGCGAGCGCCAUGGCAUUUCCAGGCGACGGCGAGGACCGAAGACCCUCCAUCGCGAGCGCCACCACCGUCUCGUCGACCGGCUCCAAGAUGAGCAUCACCGGGAAGGUACAGAAGAAGCUACAGGGGUUCUUUGGCGAAGACCCGUCCGGCGUGGUCAGCAGUGAUGGGCGGAGCAGCAGCACCAGACAGAAUUCGGAAACCAGUUCCAUGCAGAGUGGGCAGCUGCCUCCAUUCGCCCCCGGCGGCGGGACGGGCAGAAACCGUAACAAUUCCAUGAACGAUCAUAUCAUGCGCAGCGGUCCUCCCAGUCCAUCUACAUCAAGACCGCGCAGUCCCCAGCCUAGCCACGAGGUCACACCGUGGGUUUUCCAGGAUCCAGAAGUAGGUCGAACUUGAGUGCCUUCCCCCCCCCCUCUACAGAGAAUCACGGAGCUACCUUACCUCAUCCUCUUUUGCCAUGCGUCGCGACUGCUAAUCGGUACGACAGAAUGCGGGUCCAUCGUCAGAAUCGUUCCCUCCCGAUCAGGGCAGAGAGGGCCGAACAGCCAAAAACUCCACAGCCUCACGCCUGCACCUGCCAGGACACCGGCAUAAUCGUAGCACCGACGAGAAGUACACCGCCGGCCAUGGUUUUCCGCUGCGGCCCUCGACGAGCAGGGAACAGUCUUUCAACAUUAUGCGCCGGGAUGGCGCUGGCCCCUCGGCCAUGAGCUCGGCCCUGAACCUCAAGUCGGUUCGAUCCACGAGUCCCGCCCCGAGUGCACACAGCUCGCAGAGUGGAGCGUUGACACAGCGAUCACCGAGCGGUGGUGGUGGUGGUGGUGGUGGGCACAAGCGAUCGUUAUUUGACCGGGUCACGGGACGACACAAGACUACCGAUCGCGCGAAUGCAGAAACACUACAGUCCCAGUCUGUCACGUCUCUGCCUGGCCUGCAGCCUGCGACGAGCAAACCUCGUACCGACAGCAAAACGGUGGCGAAGGCAGGAAAAGGCAGUGCGGACUCGGGGUCAGGGGCGGGAGGACAGAGAAAGGAGCAUAGGCUGCCCUUCAAGAGCAAAAAGACCGACGCCAAAGGAGCCGAUUCGAAAUCCGUCAAGGAUCCCAAUGCGCCGCACGACCAGGCCGGCAAUGCACUAUGGCACCUGGACACGGACAUGUCGCACAUGGAGGGUAUCGUAGACUAUCGAGCACCCCCCAUAACACCGCCAAGCAAUGAGAUCUACACGGGCUGGCCUCCAGAGCAACCUCCGCCGGAGCGGCCCGAGGACAAAGGGACAUGGGAUGCGCCGGAGAGUUGGGCGGUCAGCAAGAUCGCUGACGAGAACAUGCGACGGCUUACAGAACUGGACGACGAGGGCAAUGUACCCAAAGACGACGAUCCGGGACCCAUGUACUUUAUGCGCAUCUUCCGCGCGGACAGUACGUUUGCCGUCGUCUCGGCCAGUCUGAAUACCACGGCCGCGGAGCUGAUCUCGAUGAUGGCCAAGAAAACCUUUCUGCAGGAUGAACUCGACAAAUACCAGAUUGUCAUGCGCAAACAGGACACCAGCCGGCAGCUUUCCCCGGGUGAAAGGCCGUUGGUGAUGCAGAAGCGAUUGCUGGAGAUGGUCGGGUACCAAGAGAGUGAUCACAUGGAAGAUCUGGGCAGAGAGGACCACGGCUAUCUGUGUCGAUUCACGUUCUUACCUUCCAAGAUGAGUGGCUACUCUAGUCUGGAGCGCGAUCCUGGAUUCAACAAGAUGCAGCGCUUCAAUCAUAUCGACAUGUCCGGGCGGAAUCUCAUCACGAUCCCGAUCACGCUCUACCAGAAGGCCACGGAAAUCAUCACACUGAAUCUCUCGAGGAACCUGACAUUGGACAUUCCCAAGGACUUCGUGCAGAGUUGUACGGCGCUGCGAGAGAUCAAGUACACGAGCAAUGAGGCGUGGAAACUUCCUCCCAGCUUGUCCCUCGCGACGAAGCUUUCGACCCUAGACAUCUCCAACAACAGGCUGGAGCAACUGACGCAUGCCGAGCUGAAUCGGUUACAUGGACUGCUGAGCUUGAAGCUGUCCAACAACAAGCUGACCACCAUCCCGUCGUACUUUGGCGAGUAUCGGGCCCUGCGUAGUCUCAAUCUGUCCUCCAACUCCCUGGCUGAGUUUCCCUCGGCACUCAGACAGCUCAAGACGCUGGUCGAUCUCGACAUCAGCUUCAAUCAGAUAUCGAGUCUGGGCGACAUGGCAAAUCUCACGAACCUGGAGCGGUUGUGGGCAACAAACAACAAGCUCGCAGGUCCGUUUGAUCCAUCAUUUGGCGCACUUACAAGCUUGCGAGAGAUCGACGCACGGUUCAACGCCAUCAGCGACAUCAGUGUGGUAUCUCAACUACCGAAGCUCGAGGCACUCAUGCUUGGGCACAACUCCAUCUCGCAGUUUGAAGGGUCAUUCCACUGCCUGAAGGUCUUAUUCCUGAACCACAACCCCGUCACCAACUUCGACUUGAACGCGCCAGUACCUUCACUGUCCGUGCUGAACUUGGCUUCUGCCAAGCUCUCACGCUUACCCGAUGCCCUGUUCAUGAAGAUGCCUGGCCUCACCAAGCUCACGAUCAGCAAGAAUCACUUUGUCUCCCUCUCCUCGCACUUCGGACUGCUGUCCAAGCUUGAGUAUCUCAGCAUUGCCAAGAACGAGCUCAGCAGGCUGCCUCCUGAGAUCGGUCAUUUGGCCGAUCUGCGAUACCUGGAUGUGCGAGAGAACAAUCUCAGUGUGCUACCCGCUGAGCUUUGGUUCGCGAAACGACUCGAGACUCUGAACGUCUCCUCGAAUGUUCUUGCGGAGUUUCCAAAACCAUCCUCUCCGCCUCCCCCUAUGCGAGAAGCCAACUAUGCCAUGACACCUAGCCAGAUGCCGAAUACAUCAAGUCCAGACUUCGAGGAACUGGGCAAGCUGGAAGACUUCCAACUUCGUCGGCCCAGUCAAGCAUCUGGGAUGCUCAGUGUAUCGAGCUCGCCCGGCACCUCGUCCCGAAAGGCGUCUGUCGUUUCCUAUAAUUCAGCAAAGAGCGCACUCCCUCGGACGAGUACGGCGGGCAGUGUCGGCACAAUCACGCCUGGCUCGAGAAAGGACUCGACCUUGUCCAGCAAAUUGGCCGCCACCUUCUCGACGUCGUUGCGGCAUCUCUUCCUGGCCGACAAUCGGCUCGAGGAUGAUGUUUUCAACGAGCUUGUUCUGAUGCCAGAGCUGAGGAUCCUGAACCUGUCAUACAACCAGCUGUACGAAGUGCCACCGAGGACGAUCAAAAAAUGGACACACCUGACCGAACUGUACCUCUCAGGAAAUGACCUCACGUCGAUACCCUCGGAGGAUCUGGAAGAGGGGUCGCAGCUUAAGGUGUUGCAUCUCAAUAACAAUAAGUUCCAAGUCCUUCCUGCUGAGCUUGGCAAAGUCCAGCGGCUGGCCAUUCUGGACGUCGGAAGCAACUUGCUCAAGUACAACGUCUCCAACUGGCCGUAUGACUGGAAUUGGAACUGGAAUCGUCAACUCCGAUACUUGAAUCUGUCCGGAAACAAGCGCCUAGAGAUCAAGCCGAGCGCGCAGUCGGUUGGCAACCGCGACCAGCGCGACCUGACAGACUUCUCGUCACUGAUCAACCUGCGGAUACUCGGCCUCAUGGACGUGACAAUCACAAUCCCUUCGGUACCCGACCAGGCACCUGACCGGCGUGUGCGCCUUGCUGGAUCCGUGAUUGGCAAUACGAUGCCAUACGGCAUGGCCGACACGCUUGGGCGCAACGAGCACCUAUCUACGCUGGACAUGGUCGUUCCACGAUUCCGCGGCCACGAAGACGAGGCGCUCGUCGGCUUGUUCGACGGCCAAUCUCUUUCUUCGGGCGGCAGCAAAGUUGCCAAGUACCUGCAUGAGAAAUUCAAGCAUUAUUUCAUCGAGGAGCUUGACAAGAUCCGGACAGACGAAACUCCGCUGGAUGCGCUCCGUCGAACAUAUCUGGGUCUGAAUAAGGAUCUUGCCACUGCCGCAACUCAGGCCAUCGACGCCCGAGAACAUUCGAGCAGCGCUCUGGUACAUCGUGGUAGUAUCACCGGACCGGAGCUCGGCGACGACGACCUCAAAUCCGGCAGUACCGCGACCGUGAUGUACCUACGCGGUAUGGAACUGUACAUUUCCAAUGUUGGCGAUGCGCAAUGCUUGCUCAUCCAGUCCGAGGGCAACCAUCGAGUCAUCACACGCAAGCACGAUCCUGCCGAAGCCUCGGAGAGACAACGGAUACGUGACGCGGGCGGCUACGUCUCUAGGCAAGGCAAGCUCAACGACCAACUUGACGUGUCCCGUGCAUUCGGCUUCGUCCAAUUAACCCCGUGCAUCAUUGCUGCACCGCAUGUCAGCAGGAUCGAUAUCAAAGAGUCGGACGAGAUGAUCCUGUUGGCCUCGCGAGAGCUCUGGGACUACCUGACGCCGGAUUUCGCGGUGGAUGUCGCUCGGCAAGAGCGAGGUGACCUGAUGCGCGCGGCUCAGAAGCUGAGAGAUCUUGCCAUUGCCUUUGGUGCCACCGGCAAAAUCAUGGUGAUGAUGGUCAGCGUGAGCGAUUUGCGGAAACGCGAGAGGGCCCGCUUCCGGACGCACAGCAUGAGCAUGGGUCCUUCAGGCUCACCCGACGACUACUUCACCACCGUGCGAAAGGCCAAGCGUGGACGAGAUGCAGUGGGCGACUCGAAGCUGGCGCGACUCGACCAAGAAGUCGACGCGCCGAUUGGGGAAGUCACGCUCGUCUUUACCGAUAUCAAGAACAGUACCAUCCUCUGGGAAACAUAUCCCAUCGCCAUGCAGUCCGCUAUCAAGAUGCACAACGAAGUCAUGCGACGGCAUCUGAGGAUCAUUGGUGGGUAUGAAGUGAAGACGGAGGGUGAUGCCUUUAUGGUCGCCUUCCCCACCGUUACCAGCGCGUUGCUGUGGUGCUUCACCAUCCAGAGCCAGCUUCUCGAGGUCCAAUGGCCACAGGAAAUCCUCAACAGCGUCCAUGGUGAGGAGAUGCAAGACGGUGAUGGCAACGUCAUCUUUCGUGGACUGAGCGUCCGGAUGGGUAUCCACUGGGGAAGGCCCGUGUGCGAGAUCGAUCCCGUCACCAAGCGCAUGGACUACUUCGGCCCUAUGGUCAACCGCGCCGCGAGAAUCGAGAGUGUUGCGGAUGGUGGACAGAUCUGCGUGUCGUCCGAUUUCAUCCAAGAAGUACAACGAAUGCUCGAGAGCCACAUCGAGUCCGAUCGGUCUGGAUCUACGGGAUCAGAGGAUACACUCAGUGAUGACAUGACCAGCCAGACGAUCCGACGUGAGCUGCGAUCCCUCAGCAGCCAAGGGUUCGAAGUGAAGGACCUCGGCCAGAGAACACUCAAAGGUCUUGAGAACCCCGAGUACAUCUAUCUCAUGUACCCACACUCGUUGGCGUCGCGCUUGAUCGUCCAGCAACAGAAGGCCGAAGCCGAGUCGCGCGCCGCGCAGCAGGACAAGAACGACACCGAAGCGAAGAAGGUCCGGAAUAGUCAGCUCACCAUCGACACGGACAAUGUGUGGGAUCUCUGGAAUGUUAGUCUCAGACUCGAGAUGCUGUGCAGUACGCUGGAGAAUACGGGGAUCCGCAGUCUGAAGACGCCCGAGACGGCCCUGCUGGAGAAGAUCAAGCAUGGAGGUGGGGAGAUCACGGAUCGAUUUCUGGUUAAUUUCGUGGAGCAUCAGAUUAGUAGAAUUGAGGUGAGUACUCGGCCCUCGGAAAGAUGAGGAUAUGAGGAGGGAGAGGGUAUUAUCAGAUGCUGACUUAUUCGGUAGACGUGCAUCUCCACCCUCGCGAUCCGGAACAUGGUCCGACCGUUCCGGAGCGGCAUGCUCCAGCAGGCAUGUCCGAUGUCUGAUAUCUUGAACGAACUCACGAGUCAGCUGGGCGAACUCAAGAGUCUGAAAGAGCAGGCGGCCGAGCAGGGCUUUGAGAUGGCGCCUUCAUGA